AACUGAAGUUGUGUUUCCUCGACAUCGUGAAUCAUCGUUUUUUUUUUUAUUAUUUGCUGCCAGUGGCUCCUUGAACCCUGCAGGAGCUGAACGGUAUUGACCCACGGUUGCUGUUAUCAAUCAGGUCGCGAUAAUGGCUUCUGAUAACGACGAGAUGUACGAGAACCUCAUCGAAGGCUUCAGGCCGAAGUUGAGAGAGCUGAUCAUGGUGCAGCAGGUCCUGGAGCAUUUACACUUCAUCGACAACGAGCAGAAGGAGCGGAUCACCAAGAAGGUGACCAACGAGGGGGAUCGGGCGGCCGCGGAGCUGCUGAUCGACGCCGUCACCAGGAAGCCCCACAGCCCCGGCUGGUUCAGGGCGUUCGUGGUCGCUCUGGAGGAGGCAGGCUGCGGGCGUGCGGCGGACUACAUCCAGGUCAAGCUCCCCGAGCCUGAGGUGGAGGCGGAGAACGAUUAUUUUGUCAAGCUCGUUGAACUAAUGCAUCCCCGUCUUCUGGGCAUGCAGACAAAAGAGGUGCUCGUUCAUUGUGUGUCUCAGAAACUGCUGACGCAGGCCGACGGAGAGAUUAUUGAUGCCGCCACUACAAAUCAAGGGCCCAGGAUCGGAGCCAGUGAACUUCUGAGAAGAAUCGUGAGAGGUCGAGACGGAUGGUUUUCGACGUUUCUCGACGUUUUGCGCGAAACUAAUCACCAGAACCUGUACUAUGACCUGACAGGGAGCUCACCUGGUUGUCACAAGCAAGGCUCAGAUCUGAAGCUGCCGUCGCUGAAAGUAGAACCCACAGGAGGUGAAGCCACCACAGAAGAGAGUCCAGCAGCGGCUGAAAGCUGCGACUGCCCUCAGGAGCUCAUCGCAGACGUUAACAAGGGAGCGAGCACUGAAUUCAAAGAACCUCAACCCAUCAGCUUGGACCCUUCACAACCAGAUGGAACUGACUCGGGAACAGCAGCCAAGAGCCCAGAAAAAGCUGAUAUUGUUCUUCGAGAUUAUCAGACAGAGGUCGCCAGACCCGCCUUGGAGGGGAAAAACAUCAUCAUAUGCCUCCCGACAGGAAGUGGUAAAACCAGAGUCGCAGUUUAUAUUACCAAAAAACAUCUGGACAACAGGAGGGCUGAGGGCCAAUCAGGGAAAGUGGUUGUCCUGGUAAACAAGAUCCCUCUCGUCGAGCAGCAUUAUGUGGCAGAGUUCUUGCCGUUUCUGAAGCGGGCGUACAAAGUGGAGAGAGUCAGCGGGGACUCACCGCUCAAAAUCUCUUUCACAGAGAUUGUGAAGAACAAUGACGUCAUCAUUUGCACGGCCCAGAUUCUUGAGAAUUACUUGGAGAGGUCCAACAAAGGAGAGGACGAAGGAGUGGACCUGAGCGAUCUCACGCUGAUCGUAAUAGAUGAGUGCCACCACACUCAGAAAGGAGGAGUCUACAACCACAUAAUGCUGCGCUACCUGAAGCAGAAGCACAAGAACCGGAGGCUGAAGAAGGAGGAGAAGGAGACCCUGCCUCUGCCUCAGAUCCUGGGCCUGACUGCCUCGCCGGGGGUCGGGGGAGCCACGAUACUGAUGAAGGCUGAGGAGCACAUACUGCGAAUUUGUGCAAACUUGGAUGCUUCCAAAAUCAUGACGAGGAGCCUUGGGGAGUUCAAGAAGGAGCAAAGGAAAAAAGUUCUAAAGAUUGAGGACAGAAAAGAGGAUCCCUUUGGUGAUGUAAUCAAGAAAAUCAUGAAUGCCAUUCACGUCCACGCCGAGCUGAGCCCCACCUGUGACCUCGGCUCUCAGAAUUACGAACAGUGGGUUGUUCAAACAGAGCGAAAAGCCGCCACAGAGGAAGACCAGAAAGUGCGGGUUUGCGCAGAGCACCUCCGCCAGUACAACGAGGGCCUGAAUCUCAGCAACACCAUUCGCAUGUGUGACUCCUUCAGCUUCCUGAACAAAUUCUACGAGGAGGAGAUGAAGAAAAAAACAACACCAGACGACGAGGAGAAAAUACAAAUCACAAACACAGAGAGAUUCCUCUUCAAUUUGUUUAAAGAAAACAAGGAGGAGCUGCGGGAGCUCGCAACCAAACCAGAGUAUGAAAAUGACAGCCUGUCAAAAUUAAGAGCUAAUAUUCUGCAGGAGUUCAGCACCAGGCCGUCGGCAAGAGGUAUCAUUUUCACCAAAACACGUCGCAGCGCCAUUGCUCUAAGUCAGUGGAUCCAGGAAAACUCCAAGUUUGCUGACAUUGGAGUGAAGGCCUCGCAUGUCAUUGGAGGAGGAGACCAGAGCGUUGUCAAACCAAUGACCUCUGCAGAGCAACGGGACGUGUUGACUAAAUUCCACAAGGGUGAAAUCAACUUGCUGAUCGCCACCACAGUGGCUGAGGAAGGUUUGGACAUACCGGCAUGCAACUUUGUUAUCCGAUAUGGCCUUGUGACCAAUGAGAUUGCUAUGAUUCAGGCGAAAGGCAGAGGAAGGGCUGAGGACAGCAGUUACUCUCUGGUCGAGGUGAAGAACUCUGGGGUGGCUGAAAAGGAGGUUGUCAAUGAGUACCGCACGACCAUGAUGGACAAAGCCAUUGAGAAAAUCAGAGCCUUAGAGCAAGAGGAGUAUGACAAACGGAUCAUGGAGUAUCAGAUGCAGGCUAUAAUGGAGAACAGGGUGCUCGCAAAAAAGAAGAAGCAGAAAGGCAUGAAAAACGAGAACCCAUCUGACGUGAAGUUCAGCUGCAGAGGCUGCAACGAACCUGCCUGCAGCGGCGAAGACAUCGAGAUCAUCGAGGGCAUGCACAGGGUCAAUCUUACACCAAAGUUCAGGGAACUUUUCAUUCAGAGAGAAAACACCACCCUUCAAGAGCGACACCUGGAUUAUGAGACCAAUGGCUACAUAGCGUGCAAAAAGUGUGGAGAGAGAUGGGGUUCCAUGAUGCUGUACCGCGGCCUCGAGUGCCCCUGCCUCCAUGUGAAGAACUUUGUGGUGACGUUAAAGGGGAAGAACAUAACCAAGUGCACCAAGUGGAGUGAGCUCACCGUCAGGUUUUCUGCCUUUGACUACGCCGACCACGCGAGCCAAGUGGCACAGAGCUCCGACGAUGAGGACGAAUAGGCUCGCAAACAAUUAUGUACACAUCGACUUCUGUUCUGAUCUAAACUGUGGGUCUUGCGCCGGCGGGAUUACUGCACCCAUCACACUGGUGAAUGCAACGCUUCCUUUGUCAUGUUAUUUGAAUCACACCAUAAUGUUAACUGGAGUCACUGGUGGUGGAUAUAAGCAUGUGCAUGUUUGUAUGGUGCCAUUCUUUUUUUUUGUUCUUCACAAAUAUGUAAUGUUGCCAAACCAUGAAGUUGCCCUGGGGUCGUUGGACAAAUGUUCAAAAGAUUAAUGAAAAUAAUAAGAAUAAUAAUAAUAAUAAUAAUAAUAAUAAAAGAGUUUAGGCUCAAACCGCUGUGGUCUCAUGAGAUGGGAGCCACUGAGUGUGUGAUAGCCCCUCAGCGGCCACCUGUCAACACACAUGCAGACAAACAAAGUGCUGGUGGUUUUCCAUCAGAUCCAACUGGUAGUGAGUCACAACUGUUCAGACAGUCAGAGCUGCUAUUUUUAGAACUAUUUUUUUUAAAGGACUGCUUCCUUGAAGGGAUAAAUACCUUUGUGGUGUCACUGAUUGGGACAUGUGCAAACAUGCAAGCUGUGUGGAUCCUUGAGCCAUUAAAGUGUGCUCCUUAUUUGGCUGUCUUUACUGAAUUUGAUUUAAAUAAAGAAUCCACAACAUGA
This is a messenger RNA of Acanthopagrus latus (yellowfin seabream), 3742 nucleotides long. RefSeq names its product interferon induced with helicase C domain 1 (gene ifih1). Gene Ontology annotation, biological process: response to virus; innate immune response; positive regulation of interferon-beta production. Gene Ontology annotation, cellular component: cytoplasm. The transcript has 16 exons. Gene Ontology annotation, molecular function: double-stranded RNA binding; zinc ion binding; ATP binding. Bases 134 to 3076 code for a protein of 980 amino acids. Lineage: Eukaryota; Metazoa; Chordata; Actinopteri; Spariformes; Sparidae. The record is from RefSeq and is a predicted model, not a curated record.